Gambusia affinis (western mosquitofish) is the source of this 862-nucleotide messenger RNA. RefSeq names its product protein C19orf12 homolog. The coding region runs from base 198 to 623 and encodes 141 amino acids. Lineage: Eukaryota; Metazoa; Chordata; Actinopteri; Cyprinodontiformes; Poeciliidae. The transcript is spliced from 3 exons. The record is from RefSeq and is a predicted model, not a curated record.
GCGCACCCACUGUGACGUCCAGGAAGCGACGGUUCAAUCACGACAUAGAAAGAGCAACCAAACAUUUGGAGUCGGAGAGGGGAUCGGACAGCGUCUCGUGUGUUUGUCUCACUGGAAGCAGAAGCGCUGGCUGUUGGGCUAAGCUAAAGUUUCAGGCUCCGACCACAGUUCUACCACCGCUGUGCUUCAGCGCAGGGAUGGCGCCUCGUUUGGAUGACGUCAUGUGCCUGUGCAGUGAAAUCGCGUCCCAUGACCAGAUCAAAGUGGCGGUGAAAAGCUCCGCCAAAGGAGCUGCGGUGGCCGGGGGUACGGCGUUCGUCGGUGGACUGCUCGGUGGACCCGCAGGGAUUUGUGUCGGCGGAGCGGUGGGGGGUCUGCUGGGCAGCUGGCUAACCAGCGGUCAGUUCAAGCCUCUGCCUCAGAUCCUGAUGGAGCUGCCGCCCAAUCAGAGGGAGCAACUCUACCGGAACAUCAAGAGUAUUCUGGGCAGCUUGGACUGGACGGAUGCGGCCCAGCUCAUCGCCCUGGUGAUGGGCAACCCCCAGCUGCAGCGGGAGGUCACUGCUGCCUUGAUCAACUACGUCUCAAAGAACCUCGGAGCGAAGGUGCAGUACGGGGACUGAGCUCAACACUGGCUCAACACGGACCUCAGGCAUUCCUGGUGGCAGAUGCUGGUGUUGUCAGGGAGACACUGGGAGCAAUGGCUGCCUCAGUCUGUUGGUGCUGUAGGGUCUGUGCAAGCUGCAUUCCUAAUGUUUUACAUCUUGUUGAUUUAAUCCCACACUCCUUAUUUCAAACUAUGCUGCCUUUUGUUUAUUUGAAGUGUCAGUAAAAGGUCACCUUUAUUUAAAAAAAAAAAAAA